AUGAAGAAGUCUUUUCGCAGCUACGGCAAUGAGCCGGUGGACACUCAGAACAUCGGCAACCUCCUUGGCAGCCGCCCGUGUGUUCGGCAGAGCCGACUGUAUCGUGAGGGCUGCAGCGGCAACGCGAUGAAGGACAUCCUCGGCCAGGGCGAGCUCAAGUGGGACACCACCCGGACCCAGGGCUGCUAUCAAGGGGGCCACGUCUACGACCACAACACCCAGGACAACCUCGCGGUCCAGCAGGAGGCCGCCCCAACCCCCCCGGCCUCCACCGAGGAGGGCGAGAUCGAGGUCGAGGUCGUCCGCCACGACGCCUCCGCCCCAGUGCGGGCGCUCGAAACGAAGGAGGAGGCCAAGCCGGAGGCCCCUCGGGUCUCCGCGAGCACCGGCAGGGGCUUCCGCCCUUGCGCGGGGAUGGCGAACCAGCAGACGUACAAUAUCUUCACGGGGGAAUAG
This is a messenger RNA of Phytomonas sp. Hart1, 456 nucleotides long. The record is from the annotation of a GenBank genome assembly. Lineage: Eukaryota; Euglenozoa; Kinetoplastea; Trypanosomatida; Trypanosomatidae.